Messenger RNA from Ambispora leptoticha, 1498 nucleotides. The record is from the annotation of a GenBank genome assembly. NCBI's taxonomy places the organism in Eukaryota, Fungi, Glomeromycota, Glomeromycetes, Archaeosporales, Ambisporaceae.
AUGCCAAAUUUUUUUGAAAAACUUGAAUCAUUAAUCGAGAAAGGAAACGAUGCCCACGCGAAAAAAUGGCACAAUUGGGCCGGAAAUGUUGUCGUGGAACCAGAAUCCAUUUUUCAUCCGAGUUCAUUACAAGAUCUUAAAGAAAUUGUGAAGAAAGCGAAAAAAAAUGGCAAGAAAAUUCGAUGUGUUGCUGAAGGACAUACAUGGAGCUCGCUAUCAGUUACAAAAGAUUAUUUGGUUAUUGUGCGUAACUUGGAUCAAAUUCAAGUGGAAAAAAGUGAAAAGUAUGGAUGGACUGUUACUGCCGAAGCUGGUGCUACGAUUAAACAAAUCGACGAUGUAUUACGCAAUCAUAAGCCGCCAUUAGCAUUUGAUUCGAUGACAGUUUUAAAUUCAGUCAGAGCGUCUGGCGUCGUUGCUACUGGAUCUCAUGGUGCUAGAACUCGAGGCGCAACGAUACCCGACGAAGCAGUUACAUUACAAAUUGUUACAGAUGAUGGAGAAUUACAUGAAUUUAGUGACGAGAAAGAUCCUUUAGAAAUGCGUGCAGCUAGAAUUAACCUAGGAUUAUUUGGUAUAAUCUACAAGGUAACGUGGCGCGUUCAACCACUAUUCAAUCUUCGCAUGAUUGAUUUCCAACUACCAAUAAAAUCGUGGCUAAAUCCAGCAACUCUCAAAGAAUUCGUCGAAAAAUCCGACAGUGUAGAAAUAUUUUACUGGCCAUUCAACGAAGGUGAAUUCGAUCCAAAUGACGAUAAAAUUUGGGUUAAGCAAUGGUUAAGAACAGACGAUCCAGUCACCAACUCGCAAACCGAGCUCGGGGUAAAAAGAGUUUUUGAUGAUUUGGGAACAAAAUUCGGUGACAGAUUAUAUGAAUUCAUUGUUAAGUGUCCCGAGGGCACUCCUCAUCUCUCUAAUCUUUUGUGGAAAGCUGGACCUGCUUCGAAACCAAAAAAUGUUGUGCUCCAAGCACCAGAUGCUAUUCAUUAUCAAGCUGGCAUUGACAACGUACCUUGUGAAGAUUUGGAAUUCGUAUUUAAGGUCGAUGAAGAUUUUGCAAAUGUCGUCGAGGAGUUUAAUCACAUUGUUAAUACUGUAUAUGCCUAUGCUAAUAAAGGCAAAUUCCCAAUGAAUCUAACGGCAGAAAUGAGAAUUACUAGAGCAUCGUCAUCACUUUUGGCCCCAGGCUUCGAUGAGGAUCCAAAUGCUAUAUACUGUUUCAUGGAAGUGCUAUCCAUACGUAAUACUCCAGGGUGGGAAGAAUUCUCUUCUGGAUUUGCCACAAGAUGGAUGGAAAAGUAUAAGGCUCGACCACAUUGGGCUAAAUAUUGGGAAUAUGUACCCGGCAUUAAACCAUAUUUGCAUGAAAUCCUUGGCGAGCGAUUACAAAUGUUUGAAAGGAUUCGCUCGAAAUAUGACGCGAAUAAAAUCUUUUUUGAUAAUAAAUCUUUAGAAGAAGUUUUUUAUGGUGCUCCAAAUUCGAAAAAGGCUUUGAAAG